AGUCGUUCUCCACGUUUCUACAACAACGUUUCACUCUUGGAAGUCUUCAUCCUCCAGACUAGUCUCCAUCCUCUUGACUCUAGACUUCACUCAGAGCAAGUGCAAUGCAUAUCUUCACUAUUGGCAUACUGACUAUUUUCCUCCAUAGCAUUACAGAAGGAGGAAUACAGCAAUCCAAGUCAUGGGCCGAUUUUGAAUCCAUGAUGAGGAGAGGUGGCUCGUAUUGCUUGAUGCUUGUUUGUGAUUAUAACAAAGAUGAAGACGUGAAAAAGCUGGAGGUUUAUUGCGAUUAUUACAAAACUGUCAAAUGCUACUAUGGAUUGGAAGGUGAUCGAGAUCGCGGUCAACCACAAACUUCUUUCGAUAAACAUUUCCUGAACAAAGGAGCUCCUGCAUUUUUUUUCUUCAAAAAUGGUAAACAGGUAACAGUCCUUCAACACGAUAGUACAAAGAGCCCCUAUUCAGUACAAGAUGUUGCUGCGGCAUUCAAGAGCGUGCAGUAAUGUUUCACACGCGCGCUACAAUGUUUUAUUGGAACCAAAUUAUUAUUGAAAGAUCCAAUGUGGGAGUUGUUUGUUUGUUUUCCUACAGUUACGUUGAAAAGUGGCCAUUGCUGCACUGAUUACAGAACGCAAAGAAUCACUUUUCCGCUCUAGUGCGAGAAAAAUUUUUCUGCACUCCAGAUUUGCAACAUGGCAACGCAAAAUACUUAGUAGGUUAUAUGGAGCAACAGUGCAGCAAAAUCAAAAUAAAGUUGGUAACAGUGACUGCUGUGGCUGCUAUAGUGAGCAGAGGUGCAACCAAGCACAACGCGCUAAUUAUUAUUCAUUAUAUAUUAUAACCAAGGACAACGAGGACUUUAGGAUUUUAGGAUUAAGGUUUUUAUCAAUAAUAAAAUUACACAGAAAAACAUUUGAUGCAUUUCAGGCAAUUUUACCCAUAAUUACCCACUUUUCAUAUUCAAUGGUAACUGUAGGAAAAAAUUAAUGUGAAAUACGUGCGCAAAGUUCCUCUGCUGCACUCAAGAAACCAUAAACGUUUCUUUCGGUGCAGCAAACUGUCACUUUGCGCACUAGUUGCACAAAUAACUAUUGUGAUGCUCUAUAUUUCUCUUGGAAUCUCACUUCCAUUAAUCCAGAAUAGAGCUGUCUUUUUUACCUCUCCUGUUGAUCAUAUAUAAAUUAUUUUCAUUUAUUGCAAUGAAGGCUUUCAUAUUCCAUUGCUGCAGCUACAAAAACUGCUGAUUUCUAUAUUGCUAUAAUGGUUUAUUCUGUAAUAUUAUGAUAACUUGAGUACCUACUUUUCCAAGAUCGGAAUAGCACAAUGGAAACAGGCAGUUUUCAUAGCUGAAUAAAAGAAUGGGAGCAAUAAUUAUUAUUGUGAUGAAUGAAAAUAGCUUAUAGAUGAAAAUUAUAUUAUAAUAUUGGGUUUUGUGUGAAAUAAUCCCCUUUCUACUGUGUGGAAUGUUCAUUGAAUAAAUAAUCUAUUAUCUGGA
This is a messenger RNA of Nilaparvata lugens (brown planthopper), 1495 nucleotides long. RefSeq lists its product as uncharacterized. Bases 105 to 503 code for a protein of 132 amino acids. The record is from RefSeq and is a predicted model, not a curated record. The transcript is spliced from 5 exons. Lineage: Eukaryota; Metazoa; Arthropoda; Insecta; Hemiptera; Delphacidae.